Medicago truncatula (barrel medic) is the source of this 1413-nucleotide messenger RNA. RefSeq names its product metacaspase-5. Lineage: Eukaryota; Viridiplantae; Streptophyta; Magnoliopsida; Fabales; Fabaceae. The coding region runs from base 47 to 1252 and encodes 401 amino acids. The transcript has 2 exons. Gene Ontology annotation, molecular function: cysteine-type endopeptidase activity. Gene Ontology annotation, biological process: proteolysis. Gene Ontology annotation, cellular component: cytoplasm. The record is from RefSeq and is a predicted model, not a curated record.
AAAAUUCAAAGAUAAUAAGGGAGAGAUUGGAGAGGUGACCAGUUGCAUGCGUGAAAUGGCUAAGAAGGCAGUAUUGAUAGGGUGCAACUAUCCAGGAACAAAGGCUGAGCUAAAAGGGUGCAUUAACGAUGUGUGGAGGAUGCACAAAUGCCUCAUUCACAAAUAUGGUUUCUCAGAUAAGGAUAUCACUGUUCUUAUUGACACAGACCAUUCUUACACCCAACCUACUGGCAAGAACAUUCGAUCUGCCAUGUCUAGGUUGGUUCGAUCGGCUCAACCUGGUGACGUGUUCUUUGUCCACUAUAGUGGUCAUGGCACCCGUCUCCCUGCUGAGACCGGGGAGGACGAUGAUACUGGCUAUGAUGAGUGCAUUGUUCCCACAGAUAUGAAUCUCAUUACUGAUGAAGAUUUCAGGGAUUUUGUAGAAAAAGUACCUAAAAGUUGUAGGAUCACAAUCGUAUCAGAUUCCUGCCACAGCGGUGGAUUGAUUGAAUCAGCAAAAGAGCAAAUAGGAGAUAGCACAAAAGAAGGAGGACAAAAUUCAUCUCCAGGCUUCAAAAACUUCCUUCCCAGGGCUGUGGAUACAGAAAUUCCAUCAGAAUUGUGCCAUCAAUACAAGAGUGGUAUUGGAGAAAAAGAUGUUGAACUUCAUCAUGUGAACCACCGCUAUGUCAAGAAUAGGUCUUUGUCUCUUUCAACUCUUAUUGACAUACUAAAGCAGAAAACAGGGAAAGACGAUAUAGAAAUUGGGAAACUAAGACCUACACUAUUUGAUAUCUUCGGGGAAGAUGCUAGUCCUAAAGUGAAGAACUUCAUUAAGUUUGUCUUGAACAAACUUCAAGGUGGUGAGAGUGGAGGCCAUAGUGGAAUUUUAGGGCUGGUAAGCAAUCUUGCACAAGGGCUUCUUGAAUAUAAGUUGCACGACAGUGAUGAGGAGUACGAAAACCCAGUCAAGAGUGCACCAGAAACAUAUGCUAUAUCAACUAAGAGCGACAUUGUUGAUGGUGGAAUUCUACUGAGUGGUUGCCAAACUGACCAAACUUCAGCAGAUGCAAGUCCUAAUGGAAAUUCUGAGGAAGCUUAUGGAGCUUUUAGCAAUGCUAUACAAGCUAUAAUUGCAGAGAAAGAUGGUGUAGUUACAAAUCGAGAGGUUAUAUUGAAGGCUAGGAAGAAACUUCAUAGGCAAGGUUACAGUCAGAAGCCAGGGCUCUAUUGUAGUGACAACCAUGUUGAUGCUUCUUUUAUAUGCUGAUUUGAUAAUGGUACACUUAAGUUUGUUUGCAAGUACUUUAAUAAGUUUGGGUCAAUCAAUGUUGCACAAAAGAAAUAUGUAUUUUAUAUCUGAUUAUAAUGUGUAGCAUAUCAUUUUUCAAACAAAAAAUAAUGAAGUCUAGCAUAUGACAAUUGAGUUCA